Messenger RNA from Dendronephthya gigantea, 825 nucleotides. RefSeq lists its product as uncharacterized. The record is from RefSeq and is a predicted model, not a curated record. Bases 223 to 759 code for a protein of 178 amino acids. The transcript has 5 exons. Gene Ontology annotation, cellular component: membrane. NCBI's taxonomy places the organism in Eukaryota, Metazoa, Cnidaria, Anthozoa, Malacalcyonacea, Nephtheidae.
GAAAAACAAACAAAAAUCUCAUUUCAUUGCUCAAUAUUUUAUCACGUGAUUGCGCAUUCGCAAUUUGCACUCAAAAGAAGGGAGCAAACACGAGACAGUUUGUGCCACACGCGUUGCCGGGGAAAAGUAAUAACCUCAGAGACGCCAACAAAAAAUUCGUAAGGCUGCGAUCGUAAACUACGUAGUUACAAAGUUAUUCGCCAAAAUUCAGGUGACGUCAACAUGCAACCUCUAAAGUUAGUAGCAGUUGUGCUGAAGAUUGCCGAAAUUGUGUUUCUUCUGGCGGGGACAGGAGUCGUUGGAUAUUUCAUAAAAGAAUAUUACGAUGACACCAAGAAACUAAAAUACGGAUACGACCGCCGGGAUAUUGGUGGAUUAGAAAGAUAUGAAUUUUACCUAUACACCACUGUCAUCGGAAUAAUCUUCGCAAUUAUUUCGUUUGUGGCGCUGAUUUUGGGUCGCUUGGAGAAGAAAAAUAGCGGAAUACUUGCAAUGGUCGCCGUUCAUGCAUUGUGGGCACUGCAGCUAGUUGUUGCAACAGCAUUGCUUGCUAAAAUUCUGACCACAUUCGAAGAAGUGAAGACUAUCAUUGGCUUACGCGUUGUAGAGAAAUCCCUUUGUGAUAGUUUAGAUGAGAGUGAGAAAGAUUACCAAUGCAGUCACCUUAUCGGCGGAGUGGUAUGUGGUUUUUUCGCUUUCAUUCUUUUCUGUAUUGACACUGUUGUCUACAUCAUUUGGUGCAACAAGUCUACUGCUUAGAAGAAAGAGUUUCCAAGCUCUAUUUUGUGUAUUUUUCAUUAUUAUUUUGUCUUUUAAGACGAAAAA